UGAAUCAUGGGUAAAUUGUGAAUGACUGACCAUCAAAUAAUAAUGAGUCACUAUUUAUGAUGCAAGGUGAUUUGUAGAUCAGUCAAGCUGCAACGUCGAACAGACCUAUCGUCUCAGUGGAUAUUGUAGUACAUAUUGCCAGAGGACUACAAAUCCCACCAAAAUAUUACCACUCCCUGGAUACCGCUCUUCUUUAAAACCUCCGGUCUCCAUUUUCUUCCCGAUUGAUUGAAGAUCUCAGAACAAAUAUAAGAUAAAUUUGGUGAUUGGAGUUUGGAAAAAUAUGUGGGACGGACCCAGGAGAGGACCACAAGCGGGACCACCUUUUCGUGGGGGCAAUCGUGGAGAAAUGUUUGGGGACCGAGGUGGAGCUAUGCCCAAUUUCAGGGGUCGAAAUGGGAUGAACAUGGGUCCCAGGGGGCCACAGGAUCGGGGGCCUCGUAUGGACGUGAGGAGGAUGGAUUGUCCGUCUGAUAUGCGGGGUCCGUCUGAUAUGCGGGGUCCGUCUGAUAUGCGGGGUCCGUCUGAUAUGCGGGGUCCGUCUGAUAUGCGGGGCCAUGUUAUGGAACCGCUUGACAUACGAGGGAGAGGAGAACCACCCAGGGAUUUCCUGGGGAGACCUGGGGAGGAAUCAGACUUCGGCCUCCGAAGGCAGUAUGAAAUGGCAAUCCGAGACAAGCUGCUAAAUGCAGCAGGUAGUGGUGGUUUCAAGGGGCCAGGGAGAGGCAUGCCACCACGAGGUCUACGAGAGCCAAAUGACAGAUUUAUAGAUAUGAGAGAUGGAGAGAUGUUCCGCAAGGAUAUGCCAGGUUUCAACAAUCCCAAUAUGGAUGGAAGGCGUGGAGGAUUUUCCAUUGAGCCUAUGGGUAGAAAUGAGGGGUUCAGAGACAUGCGUGAUAGAGAGAGGCCUCAUAUUGACAGGCCCCCGAUGGGCAUGGAUGACAUUGAUGGAUUUAAUAUGGACAUGCCUCCACGGGACUCGGACAGGGGAAUGAUGGACUUCGACAGGAGGGGUGCUUCGUCAUUGAAUCCAAGGAGAAGAUUUGAGUCUGAUAUGGACUUCAGAAACCGCGUUGGACCCCAGGCUGAAUACAGAGGAAGGGACAGAUCUCCUGUACGAUUUGGCGACGGUGAAGGUGCGCCAAUGGAUGUCAGGGGAAGUCCUGGUUGCCCUCCAGAUCUUGGUGGGCCAAACAGACCCAAGUUUAUGGGUAAAGAUCCAAAAGGCACCCUUAGAGACAGGGACUUUCCAGAAAUGGAAGAGGUGUCGCUUGCAGAGGAGUGGAAGAAUCGAAAAAUGAAGGACAGUCUUCCAUCUCCUAUGACCAGAGGUCUUCCUCCUUUCACCAUAGAUGUUCAGGGACAGCGAUUCCCUCCAAUGUCCAGAGGGGGUGGUCUUCUUGGAGAGCCACCAAUCUUUAAAGAAAAAGACAGACCAUCCACAGAAUUCCCAGGGAAAAAGGAUGGGCCUCCCUUUGGCUUCCCUCACACCGAGAGAGAAGCUCCAGGUUCCCAGGACUGGGAUAAAAAGCCCCCCCCAGAUUUUCCUGUCAUGGAUUUGCCAUCCUUUGGCCGUAGAGGUCCCCAGUACCCUCCCUUUCCACCCAUGGGUCCUGGGCUCCUGCCAAACACCCCGAACAGAGAGAAUAACAGCAAGCAUUGGCCUGGAGACAGAGAUCCCAAGCAGAAUCAAAAUGUACCAAAUCGAGGUGACAGACCCCCAUACCUCUUAGAGAUGGACAGGCCCCCAUAUCUCCUAGAGAAGACUCCACCAACUCCACUGGGCCAGGGGCAAAAAGAUAGCACUAGUUUCAAAGGGCCAAAGGCUGCAUUGCUUGAACAAGGCCCAGAGAGGGAUAAGCUGGUUCCAGGGCCUGCAUUCCAAGGCAAAGACCAGGACUACAGGGACAUUGACUACAGAACUGGCCCAGGGAGAGUCUUUUACCACAAACCUGAGGAGCUGCAAGUACCUAACGAAGUUCUAAAGGAAUCCAAACCAGUCCAGACUCCCAAAUUCAAUGACUCUGGUUCCCAGGAUCAGGAUUACAGGAGUGCGACUGUGAAGGACAAGGUUACUCAUACAAUUUGCAUCACUGGAAUUCCUAAGACAGCCACAAUGGAACAGAUUCUUGGUGCCUUUGCAGUCCGUGAUGGUGUCCCAAUGCAGGGCAUGAAGAUAAAGAAUGUUGUGCCAGGUUACAGCUACGAUACGGCCUAUGUGGAGUUUUUAAACCUCGAGGAUGCAGUCCACUUCAUGGAAUCCAACCAGGGAUCGCUGAUGGUUGGCACUAAAACGGCUCUCAUGAGAUACGUCCAGCCGGACAGAAGUGUCAAGGAAGCUCAAGAACCAGGCCCUCCGGCCCAGGAACCCCUGCUGCCAAGCCCAGGCCAGCUCCUGGUCAACAAGGCCAAGAGUGACCACUACGGCCAGAAUGGCUCACAGGCCAAUGCCCCAGUGGACCCCCUGUCUCAGCAGGGCUCGUGGCAGCGCAGCUCAGACCUCACCCCAGAGGCCUGGCAGCAGCAGGUGGACCAGCAGCUCAGACAGCAAGAGGCUGAGCAGCAGGCAGAGUCCUGGGCCAGCCGCAACCCCCCUCGCCAAGCUCCUGGCCCUCAUCAGCUGGACCCCAUCUUUAAGGAGAGCAAGACCAUGAUCAUAAAGAAUGUGAAGCCCACCACAACAGUGGAGACCAUCCUGAAAGCCCUGGACCCCUUCGCCUACCUGGAUGAGAGGAACGUCCGUCUGGUUAGAGGCAAACCCCCGGGUGCCAAAUGCUUCUGCUUCAUUGACAUGGACUCUCAUGAGCAAGUGACCCGUCUUGUUGACCUGCUCACCAAGCCCAGGCCUCUCUCUAUCGACGGGGUCCGGGUUUACGCCGAGGUCGCCAAGCCUUUGAAGAAUCAAAACUACAGAAGAGAGUUUGAUAAAUCCAACACUUCUCUCCUGGGGUUCCCACCUGAGGCCAGUAUGAUAGAGCCGCAGCAGUACUAUUCAUCCCAACCUCACAAGCAGCCACCAGGAGCUCCCCCACCUAACAUGCAAGGAGACCAUUUGGGUGGAUCGAUGGGUGGGCCGAUGAGCUCAGACAUCCCUCACUCCCAUUCGUCUGUCUCGCACUUGAACUCCAGCAUGGCUCAGGGAGGUGGCUAUGGUGAACCUCCAUUAGUUGUUCCCUACCAACAGGCUCUGCACCCCCAGGUCUCCUCUGCUGGAGUAAUGGCAGCUGCAGGAGACCAUAGCACUGAUGGCUACAGCUAUGCUACUGAAACUCCUGACGUGACUAACUACCUGUAUGAUGCCACUUCCGGGUUCUACUACGAUCCCCAAACUACCUUGUACUAUGACCCUGCCUCUAGGUAUUUCUACAAUGCCCAGACCCAGGAGUACCUUUACUGGGACAGUGCGUCCAAGACGUACAUCCCCGUGCCCGGAGGACACGCCACAGACACCCAGCCCCCCAUGGCCCAAGUUAGUGUUGCCCUGGCACCUGACGUACAGGCCAUUCUGGCCAAUCCAGUAGCAGACGCUCCACUGGACAUAAAGAAACCAGAACCAACCCCUCACGUCGACCCUCCACCAGUCCUAAACCCUACACCUGCUCUGAACACCAUGCCUAACCCCAACCCUUCCCCUGAGAGGAGAGAGGACGACGACACUACACCUCACAGCCUUGACAAGAAAGACAGCAAAGACAAACCAGGAGAGAAAGAGGAGAAACCCAGGAGCCUAGCUGCGGUCAAAGUCAUGAAGGAUAUGGAGCGCUGGGCUAAGAUCCAGAACCGUCAGAAGGACAGCGUCCGUUGCCCGUCCCCCAUACUGAAGACCUCCGUGGGCGGGCUGGACGACAGGAAGACCUCCAAGGCAGCUGAUGCGGCCUUCGCCAUCUUCGAGAGGAAGGGUGGAGACGACCCCUUCAAGAAGCCUAUGGCUCCUCCCAAGAAAGAGGGGAAGGGCUCAAAGCAGCCCAUUGGCUCUCUGGGCCUGCUGGCAUCAGACUACGCAGCUACAGGCAGUGACGAGGAGGAGGAGGUGCAGCACGAGGUUCCUCAGGUUUCUAGGAGCCAGUCCCAGGACGAGGAGGACAAGCUAACAGACUGGAAGAAGAUGGCCUGCCUGCUGUGUAGGAGACAGUUCCCCAAUAAGGACGGCCUCGUGCGCCAUCAGCAGCUCUCUGACCUUCACAAGCAAAACAUGGAGAUCCACAUGAAGAUCAAAAGGUCAAAGAAGGAACUGGAGGCUUUGGAGAACCAGGAGAAAGAGUCUGUCCCACAGCUGAGUGCUGGCGAGUCCAACGGCUCCCCAGAACAGAAGAGAAGGAAGCACCAACAUCAACACCAGAAUAGCUGGGCUGGUGGCUCCAGGGACAUGCACAAAGGCAGCGAGAGACCUGGGUUAGGCUCUGAACCUGUUGAGAGGAAGAAGAAGGAGCCUGUUGUCUGGAACCAUGCCACCUACAAACAAGCUGUGCGCAAGUCCAUGUUUGCACGCUUCAAAGAGCUGGACUGACCUCUUCCUGUGAACAAGAGGGGUGCGUUCAGUUCACUGUAUGUGUUUGUGCUCACCAUUCUUCAACAGUGUGAGGUUUGUUUGGUGGUUGUGGCCUGAUCAAUAUGGAUGUAACCUUUAGAAAUCGCAAAACUAAUGCAGCACAACGUACACAGUCUUCCUCCGUUACCAUAAUCACAUUCUUCAACUGGUCGUUCAGAAGGGCGCUAUUUCCGUUGAAUCAAACGUUGCACGCCGCUCUGUUCUACUUAACACACCCAAGAUCACCCACUCUUGUGUGUUUGUCUGUGGGGAGUGUUGGUCAACAUAAUGGACUUGCCAUGGCCAGCAGAGCUUUUGGACUGAGCUCACCUCUUACUGUACCGGUUGGCCCCACUUUACUGUACUACAAGGACUUUGACUCCCCAGCAAAAAAAUCAGGCCGUAGCCUGCCCACUCAGCUCAACUGUUGAGACCAUGGGAGCCGUAGGGAGACCGCUAGGGCCUCCACAUUUCUGCAGUAUUUUCUGUGCUUGUUGGAGGGCCCGUUCACCUAUCCCUAUCCCACUGCUGUACUAACUGCAGGAGCGAGGUAGAACCAGUGGUGUUGGCGCUAAACAGCUCCACAGACUCACCCCAAACAUCAAGCUGGCUUUGACUGGCUCCUAAUCAAUCCUUUUUAUGGAUGUAGCUUUGUUUUCCUAUGUGUGUUGUAUGGCUGAUGUGUAGUAUUAUUGUGAUGUGUACUCAGCAGCCAGAUCUGCCAUUGUAGAAUCUCUGUAUGCUACCAGCUGGAUCCAGCUACACACCAUCAUUUAUUUUAAGAUGUUUUUAUAUGGACUUAUUCCUUUCCUUGUUUGGGUUAUACUCUGUAUGUGUACAUGUUUACAUUUUUAAGUAAACAAAAAAAAUCACCUUA
Molecule: messenger RNA, 5405 nt
Organism: Salmo salar (Atlantic salmon)
Lineage: Eukaryota; Metazoa; Chordata; Actinopteri; Salmoniformes; Salmonidae
Product: RNA-binding protein 5-A
Biological process (GO): mRNA splicing, via spliceosome
Cellular component (GO): nucleus
Molecular function (GO): RNA binding
Source: RefSeq, a predicted model, not a curated record